GGAAGCGGCACAGAGACAGCGCGCAACUGACAACUGAGCGAGGAAGAGCAGGGAAGUUAAAUCCUGAAAAGAUGUCCAUUCCGUUCUCAAACACGAACUAUCGCAUCCCGCGAGGCUUCGCCAACCUUCUGGAAGGAUUCACCAGGGAAGUUUUACGAGAUCAGCCCAAAGAUAUCCCGCUGUUUGGCGCCAAGUACUUUGAAGGACUCCUGAAACAAAGGGCUGAGACAAACUUUGAUCCAGCGGAAUGGGGAGCGUCGAUCGAGGACAGGUUCUACAACAACCACGCUUUCAAGCGUGCGGAGUUAAAUGCCGGCGCUUCAGAGGGGCGAAAGGACGGCGCUCGGAACGCCUCUGUCCCGGAGAACUCGCACAUUACCGAACCGACCUAUCGCUCCGCAGAUAAAGACCAAAAGGAGGUGGAAAGGUCCGGCGAGUCGGGGCAGAUAAACGCCGCCACCGUCAUCCAAGCCGCCUUCCGCGGUCACCUCACCAGACGGGAGGCAAACAAACCGAAGACGUCGACGGACGAGAACUUCUUGAAAUCCACCUCUUGUGAUUCACAAAACCCAGAUAUUUAUAAAGAAAAACACACAGCUGACGAGUCUGACGCCGCAGUGCGCCCAAGCCGUGGGGAGGAACAACUUACAACAGAUAUUGACAGUGGGGACAGUACUGGCGGAGGACUUGAGAGGGUCUUGAACGCUGAAAUAUUAGCGGACGUUCAAGGAGAGACCAAGCAGGCUGACGCUCUGGAGGGUGAAACGGAGGAUGGCGAAGAAGUGCAAAGAGAUGCCGGGGAAGGAGUCGGAGAACCGGAGGAUCUACGCACCCUGCAAGUGGGAGACCCUGCUUUGGAAAAAGAGGCAUUAAGCGCAGAGACUUCUGCUUUCCAAACACAGGAGCGACUCGUUUCCAGCGAGGAUCCGACUCUCCGCUUUAUCGCUGAAACCGUAACAGAGCAAUCCCGAGUCACUACCGACGGCGAGGCCAAGGAACCCACUCCGGACGCCACCGAACCCACUCCGGACGCCACCGAACCCACUCCGGACGCCACCGAACCCACUCCGGACGCCACCGAACCCACUGCUGACACCACCGAACCCACUCCGGACACCACAAAACCCACUCCGGACACCACAAAACCCACUCCGGACGCCACCGAACCCACUCCGGACACAACAAAACCCACUCCGGACACCACAAAACCCACUCCGGAUGCCACAGAACCCACUCCGGACGCCACAGAAGCCACCCCUGACACCACAAAACCCAUUCCUGACACCACCAAACCCACUCCGGAUGCCACAGAACCCACUCCGGACGCCACCCCUGACGCCGCAGAACCCACUCCGGACGCCGCAGAACCCACUCCGGACGCCGCAGAACCCACUCCGGACGCCGCAGAACCCACUCCGGGUGCCACCCCUGACACCACAGAACCCACUCCGGACGACAGCACAACGAAAACAAACGUCUCUCCCGUCACAGCUGAAAACAAAACGGACUCUGACAAAGUGGGAAACUCAGCAGAAAAGAAUGAGACGUUCAGGAAGCCGCAGGACGAAGCUCUGGACAUACCGCUCGAUGACCCUGACGCCAACGCAGCCGCUGCCAAGAUCCAGGCCGGCUUCCGCGGGCACAUGACCAGAAAGAAGAUGAAAAGUGGGGAAAAAGAUCUGAAAAAAGACAGCAAAGAAAGCAGCAGCUCGCAGGGGGAAGGCGACUAACGAGAGCGGAGAGCGGCCGUAUUCUGAUGAAGCAGACGGUGCCCAGGUCAGCAUCACCUUCGCAGCAAGUUGAACCCCGAUCGCUGUGCCCCGUUUGCCCCCCUGAGGAUAGAGCCCCCCACGGCCCCUGGAAGACUCCGUGCUGUUCUAUGAAAAUGCCUCAUUGCGUGCGGUGAUCUUCCUGCUCACCAUGAUUAUUUUCUUUUAAUUUAUGAAAUCGGUAGACAUAUUGCUGUGAAAUGUUGUGAUUUCAUUCAUUCGCUUUCCGCCGCGUCCUCCGCGAAUUAGCUUUGUGAUGUUUGCAUGUUUUAUAUGAGUUUUCAUGAAAUUCUUGAUUUAGAGGUUUGCAGUUGGCUCUUCUGCAAUAACGGUCCGGGGGUUAUUUUCUGCAAUGUGAAUUCUCUGAUUAUUGUCACUUUUUUCUGUUUUAGAAAUUAAAAUUUUCUGUAAUGUAAGAAAAAAAAUAAAAAAAUCCCGAAACAG
This is a messenger RNA of Spea bombifrons (plains spadefoot toad), 2213 nucleotides long. It is a transcript of the gene SPA17, whose product is annotated as sperm autoantigenic protein 17. Gene Ontology annotation, molecular function: calmodulin binding. The transcript has 8 exons. The record is from RefSeq and is a predicted model, not a curated record. Bases 72 to 1730 code for a protein of 552 amino acids. NCBI's taxonomy places the organism in Eukaryota, Metazoa, Chordata, Amphibia, Anura, Pelobatidae.